AUGAUUGACAUCACAGAUAGCGAUGACAGCGGCACAGAGCUGCGUCCAUCCGCGCCUGCACGGAACAGUAGCAAGCCAAGCCAUCAGCUCUCGCGCGACUCACCUGUCAAGUCCUACCGACGCAUUCCCAAAGCAAAGCCAAGGCAAAGCUCAGAAGACGACGGGGAACCGCUAAGCCCUCCAGCGUCUGCAAGCACACCCAUCGCACCCACAGCACAGACCAGAGCACGCCCAAGGCCACGUCCAAGGCCUCGGUCGCCCCAGAACAAGAAGAAUCCGACCCUACUCGCGCCUGUUGCGCCUGCCCUCGCCAGGCGUACCAAUCACAAUGAGGAUGACUCGGACGCCACAUCACGAACUGCAUUGAGACUGAGGCUUGCUCCUCGGACCAGUCCAGGUGCGCCUGACGCCCCGACUGACUCUAAUUUCUUCGUCUUGUCAGCUGCAGGCGUCAAGAGGCGCAAGCCGCUCGUCAAGACAUACAGCGUAUCUAGCGAUGGCGAUAGUGGCCUGCCGCAAUCGCAGAACAAGUCAUCAAAAGCCACGCCGAGCAAUCGAAAGCCAAGGCUCGAAAGUGAUUCUUCCGAUAGCCCGCCAGAGCUGCCCGUCCUGAUUUUAACAUCGUCGGACGAAAGCGACAAAGGUGAGCAAAGCAAGGACACCGCACGAUCUACGCCCAUUCUCCUUUCGCCCAAAGCCAAGCCGAAACGGACGAUCGCAAGGCGUGAGAUCACCCCGCCACCGCCCUUGCGCUCGCGAAGCAUUCCGCUGGCUUACCCACAAGCCAAGCCGAUCAGUCCCAGUGUCCCAAAGAUCGACCUGCCAUCGGCCAAAUCACCAUCCCCGACUAUCGUAGAUUCGGACGAUCUUGAAACCGACCCAGAUCUAUUGCGGAUAAGACAACAAGUCAGGGCGCGAUUGAGAGCAAAGGGAGGUGCAAGUGAUGCGAACAAAGAAGCGAGCACGGGCCACAAGAUCGACAUGACGAUCCAGCUCAUUCAUGACGACAGUGCCGGUGCGGACCAAGCGGCAAGCUGGUCUCGUCGAGUUGUGCAGCAAGUCGGUCUGCGCGAGAGCAUGGAGGGUCUCUACAAUAUCGCUGCACUCACUGCACAGGUUCCUGCUUCCGCGGUCACGCUCGUAUAUGAAGGGCGACGCGUCUAUCGAACCGCAACGCCUCAAUCGCUACAUAUAUACGGUGCAGCCACUCUCCAGGCUUACCGUUCUGAGCAUUUUGAGCGAACACAGUCAGACGGAGCCUUCCGUCAAGCGAGCACAAACGCUACGCCAGCUCAGACAAAACCGGAAAUAUCUUCGCAGUCAGACAGCCAGCAAGACGCAGACGAGGAUAAUCAUCUGCGGCUAACCGUCAGGUCCAAAGGUGCUGAAGAAAUCGGGCUUCGACUGAAGAAGACAGACACGGUGAGCGCACUCAUCAGAAGCUAUCUCAAGCGCACCCACCAGGAUGCAAGCAAAGCCGCACAGUGCAGGCUCAUAUUCGAUGGCGAAGCCCUUCCUGCAGCAGAUGAGAUAGGCAGCACAGAGGUCGAAGACGGAGAGAAGUUGGAUCUUGUUAUAGGAUAG
Mixia osmundae IAM 14324 is the source of this 1584-nucleotide messenger RNA. RefSeq lists its product as uncharacterized. Gene Ontology annotation, molecular function: protein binding. The record is from RefSeq and is a predicted model, not a curated record. Bases 1 to 1584 code for a protein of 527 amino acids. The transcript is spliced from 6 exons. NCBI's taxonomy places the organism in Eukaryota, Fungi, Basidiomycota, Mixiomycetes, Mixiales, Mixiaceae.